CAGAUCUUCAACUCUCAUAGAUUGAUCCGUCGGUGAUUCGGGGAGCAUACCAAGGCAGCGUCACUUUGUCCGAUAUCGUCCUUCCAAUCGACGUACACGGGGAAAUUCAUCAUGUGGAAUCCAAUCGGGGCAUUAUUUUCUGGAGUCGGUCAUGUAGUUGGAAGUAUAUUUGGUGCUCCACUCGAUUUUCUUUCCGGCAAGUCUUGCAACUCUUUGUGUGGUCCAACAUGGGAUUUGGUUUGUUACAUCGAAAAUUUCUGCAUUCAACAUCUAAUCAAAUUGUGUGCGGUUUCACUUCUGGUUUUCGUCGUUUUACUAUUCUUCUACUUUCUAUACAAGAUUGGAAUAUAUCACUGCAUUUUUCAUAUGUUAUGGAAACUUGUACGGGCAUGCAUCUGGUCAUUUUUCUCGGCCUGGGAACAAGGAUGCGAAUUUCUGUGUCAAAUGUUGUGUAAUGCCAAGGGUAAAAGGAGAAGACGCAGGAGAGACAUUGAAAUGGGUGACAUGAGUAUUAAUGGAAGCGAUGAAGAAACAGACAUGGAAACAAGUUUUUCAUAUAGGAACAAUGGUCGAAGGAGAUUGUUGUCAAGAGACCAUAAAAGAAACCAUUUUAGAAGAUCACUAAGGCCUAAAAGUCAUCGGCUUCGUGUGGGUGUUGAUGGUGAUUCAGUUUAUGCUACAAAAAGAAAACAUAUUAAGCAUGGUGAUGUUCGAGUUGUUAAAACGUCAAGCUUUGCACGAAAGGGGACGAAUCACAAGAGAUCUAGACGCAAAUAAAAGCCUUGAACCCUAAACACUAAAUAUCUUUAACGAAACAAUCAAAAAGAUGAAAUUCCCAUACAAUAGUUUUCCACACCCUCCAUUGGUAAAAGAGUGUCGACAAUUGGCCCUCCAUGGACAAAAGAUACCGAACCCUCCAUCGUUUGUUGGCAACCUUUGUUUGGUUGACUGAAAGUACAAAAAAAAGUGAAGGUGAUGGGAGUUUUAUGCUUUUUAGGGUUAGAUUCAAGACAUAGCCACAUACUUUUAAUGAUUUGUUUAUUGUAACAUCUUGCAUGCAUUUGUUCCUUUUACAACAUUGUGCAUGGAAAAUUUUACCUAGUUAUAGCUUGUAAUGUACCAAUUUAGGGGUGUCAAUCAAUGACAAGGCAACAAAUUGAAAUUGAAAUUUGUUUUCGUAUUUAGUGUAAACAAAACGAGGUACUGUUGUGUUUAUGUUCAAAACUCGACACAGAUUUGACACAAUA
This is a messenger RNA of Lactuca sativa (garden lettuce), 1247 nucleotides long. The record is from RefSeq and is a predicted model, not a curated record. NCBI's taxonomy places the organism in Eukaryota, Viridiplantae, Streptophyta, Magnoliopsida, Asterales, Asteraceae.